This is a messenger RNA of Melospiza georgiana, 1908 nucleotides long. It is a transcript of the gene PLEKHN1, whose product is annotated as pleckstrin homology domain containing N1. Gene Ontology annotation, cellular component: mitochondrial membrane; cytoskeleton. The record is from RefSeq and is a predicted model, not a curated record. Gene Ontology annotation, molecular function: phosphatidylserine binding; cardiolipin binding; phosphatidic acid binding. Bases 1 to 1908 code for a protein of 635 amino acids. The transcript has 15 exons. Gene Ontology annotation, biological process: response to hypoxia; 3'-UTR-mediated mRNA destabilization; positive regulation of apoptotic process. NCBI's taxonomy places the organism in Eukaryota, Metazoa, Chordata, Aves, Passeriformes, Passerellidae.
AUGGGGAACAUCGCCUGUGUCCCGCAGGCUCCCGGCGGCUUCAGGAGCUCCUUCCGAAGGAAACCCUCGCUGAAAAAGGAACAAAACGGCAAGAAAAAGCUGCCCGGCUUCUUCGGGCUCGAUGGAGGCCAGGAGCGGGACACGAGCACGGACAAAAUCCUGCAGUACAUCCCAGCCAAGAUCCUCCAGAAGCAGGAGGACCAGAAGGAGAACCUGGACCAGAGGCUGCCCAGCCUGUUCAAGAGGGGCCGGAGGAAAAUGGUUGUCAGGGAUUUGGGCAAAAUGAUCUAUUACUCCAAGGCCAAGCUGAAGUUCCAGCACUGCCAGGAGGUCCACAGCUGCUUCCUGGAGCUGUUCCAGUCCCACCUGUACUUCCAGUCCUCGGGUCCCAACGGCCUCACCUACCAGGAGCUGCUGCCUCUGAAGGAGCUGCAGGUGCAGGAGCUGGGGGCUGAGCAGGGCCCAGGGCAGCAGGACCAUGCUCUGCACAUCUCAGGGCCCCUGCUGAACCCGCUGGUGGUGUUCUGCCAGUCCAAGGCUGAGCUGAAGCAGUGGCUGUACCACCUGGAGAAGCAGAUCCAGCUCUGUGGAGGGAGCCUGGCCCUGCCCCUGCUGUCCCAGGGCCCCGGGGACAAGGAGGAGCUGCGCUGGUCCGUGCAGAACCUGCCCGUGCAGGACUGGAGGGGAACCCAGCGGGAAUCCCUGGGAGAAAUCCUCUGCCUGUCCAAGGUGAAGCUGCAGCACCUGCCCUUCCAGGAGCAGCACGAGCGGCUGCUGGUGCUGUACCCCUCCACGCUGGUGAUCGUGUCCGAGGAGCCCGGCGGCCUGUGCUUCAAGGGAGAGCUGCCCCUCAACGCCAUCCAGGUGCUGUUUGAGGAGAACGACAAAAGCUCCUUCCUCAUUGAAGGCCGACUGAUAAACUCCAUCCGGGUGACCUGUGCCAGCUACCAGGACUACCAGGAGUGGCUCUACUGCCUCAACACCGCCCAGUUCCGAAACGCCGACUCCUCCCUGUCGGGCUCCGAGAGCUUCUCGGUGGGCUCAAGGCUGCCACAGCCCAGCCAGUUCCCCAGCAGUGUGAGGGGGUCCCUGAGCUCCGAUGGCCAGAGCAGCUCCUGGGCGUCCGGGGGCAGAGUGACGGCGCUGACGGCGCUGACCGCGAGCAGCGGCUCCCUGCCCGACGCCCCCUCCUUCCCGCUGAGCCCCGAGGGACGCCCGCUCCAGGAGCCGCUGUCCCCCGGCUACGCCCAGCCUCUGCACAGCCUGGCCGUGCCCAGCUGGCCCAGCCCAGCGCUGCCCAGGCAGGGGCUGCGCAGGGGGAGCAGCGCCAGGAGCCGCCGGGGCCAGGGCAGCGGGCACGGGGUGCCCAGCCAGGAGCAGGAGCACGAGAGGAGCCUCUGCCGCCUCAUCCCCAAACAGCCCAGGGCAGAGCUGCUGUCCCCCGUGUACCAGGAGCCCUACUGCGCACAGGGCACCCAGCAGCACCCCCUGGCACCGCUGGGCACGGGCACGCUCCUGCAGUGCCAGGGGCAGCCAGGAGCAGCCCAGGGGGCAGUGCCCGGUGCCCAGCAGCUGUCCCUGGAGCAGUGGCACUGCCAGCCCCUGCCAGGGCCCUGCACGGUGCCCGCCUACAGCACCCCGGGCACCUCACGGCGGCUGCAGCUGCGGGCACCUGCCCAGGGCUCCCACCUGGGGGAGAUGUGCUCCCUGCCACAGGAACAGCCGGGCCCUGAGCUGCAUCCCCCAGACGGCCCCUAUGACCUGGCAGACGCCGCCUGUUCCUGCCGGGACUCCUCGUCCUUCCACGACUACGCGGAGCUGCAGAGCUUCCAGAGCGACCGCAGCUACGACAACCUGUGGGAGGCGGAGGAGGCGCAGCCGGGCGGCCCGCACGUCUUCCAGGUGUGA